Messenger RNA from Hippocampus zosterae (dwarf seahorse), 1314 nucleotides. RefSeq lists its product as uncharacterized. Gene Ontology annotation, molecular function: catalytic activity. The transcript has 3 exons. The record is from RefSeq and is a predicted model, not a curated record. The coding region runs from base 227 to 1192 and encodes 321 amino acids. Lineage: Eukaryota; Metazoa; Chordata; Actinopteri; Syngnathiformes; Syngnathidae.
CGUGUUUAUGAGUGGUAUCGAAGAGUAGCGCCUUUUUUUUUAAUUGUUACUUUUUGGACGAAAUGUGUCAGUUUCACUUCUCAAUUGUAACUUAUGUGUGACGGAAGUGGCUCUGAUGUCGCGUGAUUGUUGCUCUUUGUGCCUUUCACGAGACACUCCGCCGUGAACCUGAUUUAACACUAAACAGGGUCGGUUUGAGCCUUUUAUAAAUUAUAUUUUUCCCUACAUGCUGUUUGCGAGGUUUUUCAGCACAAGGAUGUCUGUCACUUCCCCCCGCCAUGUUGUUUGGGAGUCGGAACGUCUUGUGGCUUACCUCCACCCUCAGCCAUGGACGCCCGGCUCCGUGAUCCUUGAGCGCCGCGUGCCCGGAACAAUGGCGGGCAGCAUCUUUCACCUGGAGGAGGCGGAGUAUUUAUCCUGGAUGCUGGGGGCCAGGGCAGUGGCACAGCUGCUGUGCGAAAAGCUCGAGGUGCACCGGUGUGCCUUGGUCACAAGACCACAUGUGGACAGACCCGCUCAGAUACGUAUCCUCCCGCUGCACGGUCUGGAUGCAGAAUGGUGUCCUCACCAGGCAGGUGAUGAGGAACAGCACGCCCACGAUCCCGGAUACUGCACCUCCAAGACGGCGCCUCGGUGGAGCGACGCCCGCCUGAACGAAAUACUGGCCAAGAUCCGUGCCAAACUCCCCAACCCGGACGCACCGCCCAACUUGACGUUCCUGGGAGACGACCAGUCUCAUCCCGGUCUAUUCUCACGCAUCGUCCGGGGCGAGGAGCAGCAGUGGCGUGUGUGGGAUGACGAGGGUCACGUGUCUUUCCUCACGCCAUUCCCCAACUCGCCAGGAUUCACCGUGCUCGUACCACGGCGCCCUCUGUCCUCCGAUAUAUUCGGGCUGAGCGAGAGCGACUACGAGGGGCUGGUGUUGGCCGCCCGCAAGGUGUCUCAUCUGCUGGAAAAGGGUUUGGGGGCGUGGGGCGUUGGGCUCAUCUUCGAGGGCUUCGAGAUUGAUUACGCCCACGCCAAGUUGAUCCCGCUGCUGCAGCCGCCGUCUGCCAGGGAAGAAAAUCUCCGCUUCCAGUCGGCGUGUCAGCAAUGUGUACACUCGUAUCCCGGUUAUGUCACCUCAGAGGAUGGACCCGGAGCGUCCUUGGAGAGUUUGGAGGAGAUAUACGCCAAAAUGACCUUAAAGUAAAUAGAGUGCGCUUUAUCAAUACCAGAUGUUGCCCAAAGUGCUUUACGAAGCCUCACAUUAACCUAUUCACAUAAAGUAGAACUGUUAACAUUGAGGUUGUCAUUAAAAUAAAUUUUCACAAA